Messenger RNA from Drechmeria coniospora, 1587 nucleotides. RefSeq names its product outer membrane protein. Bases 1 to 1587 code for a protein of 528 amino acids. NCBI's taxonomy places the organism in Eukaryota, Fungi, Ascomycota, Sordariomycetes, Hypocreales, Ophiocordycipitaceae. Gene Ontology annotation, biological process: protein insertion into mitochondrial outer membrane. The record is from RefSeq and is a predicted model, not a curated record. Gene Ontology annotation, cellular component: SAM complex; outer membrane. The transcript has 4 exons.
AUGGUGCGAGAUAUCAAUCCAAACGGAGUAGAGCUCCAAGAACCGUUCGACAAGCUGCGUUCCGACGCCCACGAUGUGCUCCAGCACGCAAGGUCUAUGCCCGAGUUCCAAUCGGCCGAAACCAGGGCCAAGGAACGUAGGGUUGGGAACAUUAUGGCAGAUCAGAUGUCGAUGCCAAUGACGGUCCACGAAAUCCACGUAUCCGGCGCAAGCAAUAUUCGGCGCGGAUUCCUUGAUCCCAUCUUUAGUCCCUUGCUUAGCGACAGCUCGGACCCGCCGUCGAAUGUUGGCGAGGUGCUCUCCAAGCUGCAGACCAUGAGCGCGAAGCUCUCUGGGUUGCAAAUAUUACGAGAGCCGCCGGAGAUAUAUCUUUCGAAAUCUAGCCAGGUGGAUCCUUCUACAAGCCCGUCCGACGUCAGCAUUUCCGUUGGCCUCCGUGAACUUGGGCGAUUCAAGCUCCAGACCGGAACCGACGUCGGCAACGGCGAAGGCUCUGCGUACGGCUCCCUCUUGUGGCGGAAUAUGCUUGGCGGUGCCGAGAUGCUCACGCUGAACGCCAAGGCGGGAACGCGGACGAGAUCAGCGUACAGCGCCAACGUAAGCGCCCCGGUAUUGAGCGACCCCGACAGGCGCGUCUCGCUGGAGGGCCUGGCGUCCGCGGCCGAGAAACCGUGGGCAUCGCACGAAGAGGUUGUGAAAGGCGGCUCCGUACGGUUCUCGUGGCUCACCGCCCAACGCGACACCCAUUCGUUGGAGUACUCCGGUGCGUGGCGCCAAAUUACAGGAUUGUCCGAUGGCGCGAGCCCAACUGUGCGAGCCGAUGCCGGCGAUACGAUCAAGAGCGCCAUCAAGCACACCUUUUACAGAGAGCGACGGGAUAACCCGCAGCUCCCGCAAGACGGAUACAUGCUGCGGUCAGUGCUGGAGGUGGCUGGAGUUGGACCGCUGGCAGGGGAUGUUGCCUUCUCCAAGGGUGAGCUCGAAAUGAGCGGUGCCGUCCCCAUCCCCCUACCAGGAAUCACCGAGCGGACGGGGAUUUCCAUCGGCGGCGGCUUGAGAAUGGGGUUGCUGUACCCGUUGCCGGUCGGCUUCGACCUCAGCGGCAAGGCUUUCCCGAGCCGGUUGAAUGAUCGCUUCCUGCUUGGUGGGCCAACUGACGUCCGUGGCUUCAAGCUUGGUGGACUAGGACCUCGCGACGGUCAGGACUCGGUCGGCGGAGAUGUAUUUGCCGCCGGAAGCGCAAACUUGCUCCUCCCGUUACCAUACCAAGGCCCUGACUCCGGUUUGCGCUUCCAGCUGUUUGCCAAUGGCGGUCGACUUGUCGCAUUGACGAAAAAUGGCAAAGGAAAUGAGAUGGAAACGAAGAUGGACUCUCUUGGUCUCACUGCAAAGGCUGCCCGCGAACGCAUGAUCGAUGCGAUCGGCAACCUGCUGACAGGUGCCCCGAGCAUGGCAGCUGGCGUGGGCCUUGUUUAUGCGCACCCAGUGGCGAGGUUCGAACUGAAUUUUAGUUUGCCGCUGAUUCUCCGACGAGGAGAGAUUGGAACAAAGGGACUGCAAUUGGGCGUAGGAAUCAAUUUCUUGUAA